Colletotrichum siamense is the source of this 351-nucleotide messenger RNA. RefSeq lists its product as uncharacterized. NCBI's taxonomy places the organism in Eukaryota, Fungi, Ascomycota, Sordariomycetes, Glomerellales, Glomerellaceae. The record is from RefSeq and is a predicted model, not a curated record. The coding region runs from base 1 to 351 and encodes 116 amino acids. The transcript is spliced from 2 exons.
AUGAAGCUCAUCGCCGCCUUCGCGAGUCUCCUCGCCACCCUCGCCGCCGCAGCCCCAACCCCUCAGGAAGACGACCCCGCCGUUGUGGUCGGCAUAUCGUUCACCUAUGAGAAUGGCACUUUUACCGACCUUUUUGACGUACCUGAGACGCUUUCAGGAUAUCCCGUCGCCAGCAGCGGCAUCGUGACAAACGUCUUCAUAUACUCUCCAGGCAACAAUCCCGCGCGCUGCGCGUUUCUCGAGCCAGAGCCCAGCAGACAGGGUCUCGGUGCGGUCUCGAUUAUUCAUGCGACGACUAUCGAGCUAAGUCCGCCGGGAGAAGUGGGCUUCGUGCAAUGCAACAGGACGUAA